Molecule: messenger RNA, 1731 nt
Organism: Colletotrichum chrysophilum
Lineage: Eukaryota; Fungi; Ascomycota; Sordariomycetes; Glomerellales; Glomerellaceae
Exons: 1
Coding region: 1-1731 (576 amino acids)
Molecular function (GO): catalytic activity
Source: RefSeq, a predicted model, not a curated record
AUGACUGUCGAAAAGAUCCCCGACAUCUACGGCCCGGGUACCUUCACAGAUAAAACAUUCACCUCUGUGCCAGAAGACACCGAACGCAUCUUUCGUCUUAUCGCCAGCCAGACUCCCGGCUUCACACAAGAUGAAAGGAUUCUCUCCAAAGUUCAAUUUACUGGGGAGUCGUACCCUGUCAUCCCCGGACCUAUCAAGGCGACUUCGGUAGCUGCAGCAUUGCAUGCUAUGACUGGCGUCUUGGCCGACGAAAUUCUUACUCUCCGCGGCGCUAAGAAUGACGAGCGUCAGAUUACAGUCAACACCACGCACGCUGCCAUUUGGUUUGGUUGCAUUGCGACUGCUUUCUUGGAUGGCGUUGAUGUUGUGAGCCUGGUUAAACAGGGCAAGUUGAAGGAGUUGCUUCCUGACUGGGAGCGAGGAUGGACCGACACUCCUCUCAAAUACCGCGCCACCGGUCUGUACCCUACAAGCGACCCCGAGGUUUGGUAUUCGCUUCAUGGGAGCAUGAAUGCUGAGCCGGUCCUACGAUCUAUUGGUGUAGACCCCUCCACACCCGCCAAGACGCCGGAGGAGGCCGCCCGGCUCAUUGCCCAACACACAUCGAAGCUCAGCCCAGAGAAGAUGGAGAUGACAAAUCUUUUGAACGGAUUCUGUGGCAGCAUUUGCUUCACGCCCAAGCAAUGGCGUGAAUCGGAGAUGGGACGUUCGCUGUCGAUACAUCCCUUGGUAAACGUUCAGAAGCAAGAGCAGGCAAUCCCAACACCUCCGGUAGCCUUCCCGCCUCUGGACCCCAACGACAAGCGUCCUCUAGCUGGUGUCAAAGUUGUAGAGAUGACUCGUGUCAUUGCCGGCCCGCAGAUCGGAACAAUUUUGGCUGCGUACGGAGCCGACGUGAUUCGUGUGAAUCCUCCACACUUACCAGACAUCAACAUCAUGCAGUUGACCUUGAACGCUGGAAAACGAACAAUCGCCAUCGACCUACGCAAGGAUGAAGACGCCGCCAUUCUCAAGUCUCUUGUCUCGGACUGCGAUGUUUUCAUUCAGGGUUUCCGCAUCAACAAGAUGCCGAAGUUUGGUCUUGGCCUCAACGAUCUGCUCAAGAUGGCUGGUGAGCGCGGCCGUGGCAUCGUAUACGUCAGCGAGAACUGUUUCGGCCCUGACGGCUACUAUGCUGAAAGGCCCGGUUGGCAGCAGAUUGCUGAUGCUGCCGCCGGUUCUGCUUACGUGACAGGAAAGUCACUAAAUCUGUCCAACAACGAGGCAGUUCUUCCCAGCUUGCCCAUUUCCGAUAUGUCAACCGGUGUCCUCGGAGCUGUUGGUGCCAUGUUGGGCCUGAAGAGACGGGCAGUUGAGGGGGGAAGUUACUAUUCGCAUGCCAGUCUGACUGGUGUCAACGCUUACGCCCUGACCGAAGAGGUUGGGCUUUAUCCCGAGGCCACCGUGGAAGAAUGCAAGCAACGCUUCCAGUGGGGUGAAAUGAGAGGAUCACACCACGUGCUAGAUCUCCUUGUCACCGUGUGGAAUGGAUGGCAAAGAGUUCUUGGGGAUUACCUGCAGCCCGAGAGUGACUGGUUCCAAAGCUUUCAUGACAGCGCUUUCGACAAGAAAAGGUUGAGCAUUCUGAAGCCUGUGGUCAAGUUCAAGGGCGAGCAAGACACAACUCCCGAAUGGAAGAAACCGAGCGUGCCCUAUGCAAACGAGAGGGCAGAAACAGUCAAGUUUCUUUGA